Messenger RNA from Candidozyma duobushaemuli, 309 nucleotides. It is a transcript of the gene CKS1, whose product is annotated as cyclin-dependent protein kinase regulatory subunit. The record is from RefSeq and is a predicted model, not a curated record. Gene Ontology annotation, molecular function: ubiquitin binding; histone binding; protein kinase binding. Bases 1 to 309 code for a protein of 102 amino acids. Gene Ontology annotation, biological process: regulation of mitotic cell cycle. Gene Ontology annotation, cellular component: cyclin-dependent protein kinase holoenzyme complex; SCF ubiquitin ligase complex. Lineage: Eukaryota; Fungi; Ascomycota; Pichiomycetes; Serinales; Metschnikowiaceae. The transcript has a single exon.
AUGAGCAGGCCAAGAUACUUGACGGACGCGGAGAGAGCCAAAGUGCUCGAAUUUCUGGACAUGAUUCACUACAGUCCUAGAUAUAGCGACGACUCGAACGAAUAUCGACAUGUAAUGUUGCCCAAGGACAUGUUGAAGGUUAUCCCACAGGACUACUUCAACCCAGAAACAGGAACAUUGAGGAUCUUGUUGGAGGAAGAGUGGCGAGGAUUGGGCAUUACCCAGUCCUUAGGAUGGAUGCACUACGAGACACACGCGCCAGAGCCACAUAUACUACUUUUCAAGAGACCCAUCAACUACGAGAGUUAA